Messenger RNA from Carassius auratus (goldfish), 932 nucleotides. Its product is annotated as inhibin beta B chain-like. The coding region runs from base 243 to 929 and encodes 228 amino acids. NCBI's taxonomy places the organism in Eukaryota, Metazoa, Chordata, Actinopteri, Cypriniformes, Cyprinidae. Gene Ontology annotation, molecular function: growth factor activity; cytokine activity. Gene Ontology annotation, cellular component: extracellular region. The record is from RefSeq and is a predicted model, not a curated record. The transcript has a single exon.
CUUCAUGCUGAAUAUUUAAUAAAAUAAUAUGGGUAAUUCUCAUAAAACUUCCAAGAACAUGUCCAGGUCAUAUUUUAUCCUAAAAUCAGAAGUUAUAUUUCAAUGAAAUGCACUGAGCUGAUCUUUAUUUUCUCUCUUUUCUUGAUCCCACAGACGAGUCGCUGACCUCCAAAACCAGCCUGUUUUUCGUGAUCUCCAACGAGGGCAACCAGAAACUAUACGUGUCCCAGGCCAGUCUGUGGAUGUACUUCAAGCUUCUGCCUAACGUUUUGGAGAAAGGCUCCAGGAGGAAGGUCACGGUGAAGGUUUACGCGCAGGAACCGGGAUUCGGGAGCAAGUGGAACUUGGUGGAGAAGCGCGUGGAUCUCAAACGCAGCGGAUGGCACACUUUUCCAUUGACGCACGCCGUGCAAAUGGUUUUCGCCAAAGGUGAUCGCCGGCAGAACCUGGACGUGCGAUGCGAAGUGUGCGAAAAGUUGGGCGUUGUUCCUGUUUUGGUAAACACUGCCGACGAAUCCCACCGUCCUUUCCUUGUGGUCCAAGCGCGAGCGGCCGACAACAAACACCGCAUUCGUAAACGAGGUCUUGAAUGCGAUGGAAGCGGCAGCUUGUGUUGCCGUCAACAGUUUUACAUCGACUUCCGCCUCAUCGGCUGGAACGAUUGGAUCAUCGCCCCGUCAGGAUACUUUGGGAAUUAUUGCGAAGGGAACUGUCCGGCGUACAUGGCCGGGGUUCCCGGAUCGGCUUCGUCUUUCCACACGGCCGUCGUGAACCAAUACCGAAUGCGAGGAAUGAGUCCGGGAUCCAUGAACUCCUGCUGCAUCCCGACCAAACUGAGCCCCAUGUCCAUGCUGUACUUCGACGACGAAUACAACAUCGUGAAACGGGACGUGCCCAACAUGAUCGUCGAGGAGUGCGGCUGCGCUUAAAGA